Ceraceosorus guamensis is the source of this 607-nucleotide messenger RNA. RefSeq names its product Pre protein translocase Sec Sec61-beta subunit. The record is from RefSeq and is a predicted model, not a curated record. Lineage: Eukaryota; Fungi; Basidiomycota; Exobasidiomycetes; Ceraceosorales; Ceraceosoraceae. The annotation marks the transcript as partial. Gene Ontology annotation, cellular component: Sec61 translocon complex. The transcript has 4 exons. Gene Ontology annotation, biological process: intracellular protein transport.
GCCUAUAGAAGUGACUGACUUGUGAUUCCACUCGCUUCAGACCACUCACGGGCUGGCCUCACACUGUGAUUAUCAGAGACGCAAGUGCGCCCCCGUCUUUCUGCGCUGUCCCAUUGUUGCAUCAAAGAGCAGCCCCAAUCAACAGGACAGGACGCUACGCAGAGAAAACUCUGCCACAAGGACAAGGACGCAAACGUCUUCUAGUUGCCAAUACUUCUUGGGAUUGUAACCGUGCACGCCAUGGCGGACGAGGCUUCAGCAUCUGCCACUCAGGCCAAGCUGGCCGCUCUCGCCAGCAGGAACUCCACUGCUCUCAGGCGUCGAGCUGCUGCCAAGGAUGCCGCAUCCAAGCCCAACUCUGCUCGGGCUGCUGGAGCUGGUGGAAGCUCAAACACGAUGAUGAGGUUGUAUACAGACGAUUCCAAGGGCCUUAGCGUUGAUCCCGUCGUUGUCCUCGUCUUGGCGGUUGGCUUUGUCUUCAGCGUCGUCGUGCUGCACGUCGGAUCGCGCAUCGCCCGUGCGUUCGUGAAGUAGUAGGAAUGUGAGACGGGGCCACAAUGCAUGAAGUCGGACGAUUCAGCCGAGGCGGGGACAUUUUUGAACUCGG